This is a messenger RNA of Etheostoma cragini (Arkansas darter), 1662 nucleotides long. It is a transcript of the gene chrm4b, whose product is annotated as cholinergic receptor, muscarinic 4b. The transcript has 4 exons. Gene Ontology annotation, biological process: adenylate cyclase-activating adrenergic receptor signaling pathway. Lineage: Eukaryota; Metazoa; Chordata; Actinopteri; Perciformes; Percidae. Bases 1 to 1653 code for a protein of 550 amino acids. Gene Ontology annotation, molecular function: G protein-coupled acetylcholine receptor activity. The record is from RefSeq and is a predicted model, not a curated record. Gene Ontology annotation, cellular component: plasma membrane.
AUGACAGGAGGCAGCAACAAGCCUCCGUACCCGGCAGCAUAUAAACAGCUGCUGGAGGAGGAGGAGACAGAGGAGGACAGAGGAGGACGGAGGAGACGGAGGAGACGGACGGAGGAGACGGAGGGAGACGGGUCCUUUAGGAGGAGACAGAGGAGACAGAGGGAAACGGAGGAGACGGACGGAGGAGACAGGUCCUUUAGGAGGAGACAGAGGAGACAGAGGGAAACGGAGGAGACGGACGGAGGAGACAGGUCCUUUAGUAGGAGACAGAGGAGACAGAGGAAGACGGAGGAGACGGACGGAGGAGACGGAGGAAGAGACGGGUCCUUUAGGAGGAGACGGGUCCUUAAGGAGGAGACGGGUCCUUUAGGAGGUGCCAUGGAACUGAUGACGGAUAACCCCAACGCCUCCGUGUGGCUCCGCCCCUGUAACCCCGGCAACGCCUCCCGGGAGACCCCGCCCCCGUCCUACCCCGCGGCCCGGCUGGUCCUCAUCGCCGUGGCAACGGGCUCCCUCAGCGCCGUCACGGUGCUAGGCAACGCGCUGGUCAUCCUGUCCGUCCGGGUGAACCGGCGCCUGCGCACCGUCAACAACUACUUCCUGCUGAGCCUGGCGGCGGCCGACCUGCUGGUGGGCGCCGUGUCCGUCAACGUGUACGCGCUGUACGUGCUGCGCGGCCGCUGGCCGCUCGGCGCCGCGCUCUGCGACCUGUGGCUGGUCCUGGACUACGUGGCGAGCGCGGCGUCCGUGCUGCACCUGCUCGCCAUCUGCCUGGACCGCUACCUGUGCCUGACGCGGCCGCUGAGCUACCCGGCGCGGCGGACGCGCGGCGCGGCGGCCGCGGUGAUCGGCGGCGCGUGGCUGCUGGCGGCGGCGCUCUGGGCGCCCGCCAUCCUGAUCUGGCAGACCCGCGGCGGCCGGCGCGCGGUGCCGGACGGAGAGUGCCACGCCCACCUCCUCGCCAGCCCGGCCGUCACCUUGGCGACCACGCUGCCGUCCUUCUACCUGCCGGCGGCCGUCAUGCUCGGCCUGUACUGCCGCCUCUCCGCCGCCAGCGGCCGCCGGCUGAGCGCGCUCCGGGCCGCGCGGGGGGGGCGGAGUCCGUCCGCGAGAGACUUCCUGUUGAAACGACGCAGCUGGGUGACCUCUGACCCCGGGUCCUCGGACCUGCCGCUCGACCAAGAAUCCGGCACUCCAAAGCCCAGAGGGAACCGGAAAGCCCCCCCCCAGACCGCCGUGUCCGCCCGCCACGCCGUGGACCAAGACGACAACAAGACGGAGACGGAGUCCUCGUCCCCCGACGCCGACCUGCACCGCUCGGCGUCGGCGGCGUUCGGCGGCCUCCGUCUCCAGGGGCGACGGCGGCACCGCGCGAUGGCGAGGGAGCGCCGCGUCACCCGCACCGUGCUCGCCAUCCUGCUGGCCUUCAUCGUCACCUGGACGCCGUACAACGUGAUGGCGGUGGCGGCGGCGUUCUGCCACGUGUGCGUCCCCCCCGAGCUGUGGGGCGCCGGGUACUGGCUCUGCUACGUCAACAGCGCCCUGAACCCCGCCUGCUACGCCCUCUGCAGCGCCGCCUUCAGGAAGACCUUCUGCACACUGAUGCGCUGCCGCGGCAACGAGCUGAGAUGUCAUGGCAACGAGCUGAGGUGACGCGGCAAC